AUGCCUGGAAGAUUGAACCACAAGGUCGCUGUGAUCACCGGUGGAGGAAGUGGAAUUGGAAUGGAAACAUCUAUCCUUUUCGCCUCAGAAGGUUGUCUCGUCUUCGUUGCUGAUAUCAACUUAGAAGCAGCAGAGAAAACUGUAUCAAAAAUCAAAAGUUUAAAUCCUAAUUCGUCUUCAGAAGCUAUUGCUAUACGAUGUGAUGUUGGAAAAGAAGAAGAUGUGAAGAAAAUAGUUGAAACGGCAGUUUCGAAAGGUGGUAGACUUGAUAUCAUGUUCAACAAUGCUGGAAUUAUGCAUCCGGAUGAUUCAGAUGCGGUUCAAACUGAUGAAAAAGUUUGGGAUUUAACGAUGCAAAUCAAUUGUAAAGGUGUUUGGUGGGGUUGUAAAUAUGCCAUUCAGGCCAUGUUAAAGAAUCCUACUGAUGAAUCAAAAGGAUUGAAGAUUGGUGGAAGUAUAAUCAACACUGCUAGUUUCGUUGCUAAGUUGGGUGCUGCUACUCCGCAAUUAGCUUAUACGGCUAGCAAAGGUGCAGUUUUGGCCAUGACACGAGAACUUGCAAUGGUUCAUGCUCGUGAUGGGAUUAGACUGAAUGCACUCUGCCCUGGGCCUUUACGCACCCCUUUGUUAAUGGACUUUCUCAACACCGAUGAGAAACGUGAGAGAAGGGUGGUACAUUUACCAAUGGGACGUUUCGGAGAAGCCGUCGAACAAGCCAAAGGUGUUCUAUUCCUCGCCAGCGAUGAUAGCAGUUACAUCACUGGUACAGAUUUCCUCAUUGAUGGUGGAGCACAUGCUUGUUAUGUUACUCCUCUGGGUGAACCUGCGCUUGCACCACCAAAAAGUUUGGCUGCAUAA
Molecule: messenger RNA, 858 nt
Organism: Melampsora larici-populina 98AG31
Lineage: Eukaryota; Fungi; Basidiomycota; Pucciniomycetes; Pucciniales; Melampsoraceae
Exons: 6
Coding region: 1-858 (285 amino acids)
Source: RefSeq, a predicted model, not a curated record